AGAAGACAGACUGACAGAUGUGAAAUGUAGGGGACCUGAUGCUCUUUGUAGUGUAUCUGUCAGUACAUUACUGCGUUUUUCGUGUUGUUGGGCAAUUUAAUAAAUAAUCGAAUAAACAGCGAAUACAUUCGGAUAAAAAGAUCUUCGCUUUCUAGCUUGUGCAAGUUAAGCCCUUGGAGAGGAAUGUACAAGUCGAACCAGGAACCGGAUAUACCCGCUGCGUUGGGUUUAUUGUCUCAUCUGGAUAACGAUGAGUUGAAGGAAUUAUUGAAUAAUGAUAGCAAAUUUGAAGAUAUUGUGAAAGAUAUAAAACAGUUUAAGAAUCUUGAGACUGAGAAAGAAAUGUUAAUGGCAAGCAAUAGAUCUUUGGCUGAAUUUAACUUAUCAAAACAACCUGAAUUGGAAGAGGGCAAACAAAUGUUAAAAGAGCUGAGCGAGCAGGCCAAUCAAUUGUGCACUAGUGUCAAAAGCAAAUUAGAUGAAAUGCGUGAUAAAUCUGGUACAAUGACUGUCGACACUGCACUUGAUCUAUUGCAAGCAGCUGCUGCUGAAAUUGAGGAAGAAUCAGAGGCAAUAGCAGAGAAAUUUCUAGCUGGUGAUAUCGAAGUAGACGAGUUUCUAGAUCAGUUUUUAUCGCGUAGGAAAUUCAUGCAUUUACGUAAAGUGAAAGUGGACAAACUGAGAGAAAUUAUACGAAAAGGACAUUCUUCAAACACUCCUGGCUAUCCAAUUGCUUCAAAUUUUCCUGGAAUAACGCCUUCUAUACCGUAUCCACCGGACCUGUAGCUAUGCCAAUGCCAUUGCCAUCAGGAAUGCCAGUUUAUAGGCCAUAUUAAAUAAUUAAAAAAGUUACAUGUUGGAUAUUUAUUUGUUUUUAAAAUAUAUCUGUAUAUUUAGUCAUAGCGCACAUAAGCUCUAAUUUUACAAUUUUUUGUACACAAAACUUGUUUUGCAAAUUAAUUUUUCACUUUUACAUAUUGCGUAAUAUUAUGUACAGUCUAUAAUUACACAUAAUUGUUUUACAUUUAUCUCAAGUCUUAUAGUUGUGAUGGUAACACUUUUGAAAUCUUUUCUAGAGUUACUGUACAAGGGAGAUAUUUGAUCUUUUUGUGUCAUAAUGCACUAACACACACAUAUAAGUUAAUCUAAUAACUGUGCUGUACAACUUUUAACAUGUAUGUAUAUUAUCUUUUUGAGGGCUAUAUAAAAUAAUAUACAUGUA
Nylanderia fulva is the source of this 1222-nucleotide messenger RNA. RefSeq names its product vacuolar protein sorting 37B (gene Vps37B). Gene Ontology annotation, biological process: protein targeting to membrane; protein targeting to vacuole; ubiquitin-dependent protein catabolic process via the multivesicular body sorting pathway. The record is from RefSeq and is a predicted model, not a curated record. Lineage: Eukaryota; Metazoa; Arthropoda; Insecta; Hymenoptera; Formicidae. Gene Ontology annotation, cellular component: ESCRT I complex.